Messenger RNA from Verticillium alfalfae VaMs.102, 693 nucleotides. RefSeq lists its product as hypothetical. Gene Ontology annotation, molecular function: G protein-coupled receptor activity. Gene Ontology annotation, biological process: adenylate cyclase-activating G protein-coupled receptor signaling pathway. The transcript has 2 exons. Gene Ontology annotation, cellular component: plasma membrane. NCBI's taxonomy places the organism in Eukaryota, Fungi, Ascomycota, Sordariomycetes, Glomerellales, Plectosphaerellaceae. Bases 1 to 693 code for a protein of 230 amino acids. The record is from RefSeq and is a predicted model, not a curated record.
AUGGCAGGUCUUGAUCUGCUUCUCGGCAUGGCUGCCUGGCUUCACGACCGUGGUAACUGGUGCUGGAUCAGGAGCAACAGACUCGACUUGCGCUAUGGUCUCUCCCACGGCUGGCGCAUCGCCAUCUUCUUCGUGACGAUUGUCAUCUACACCUACAUCUACAUUAAGCUGAAGCGCGUCUUCAAGGGCCUCAGGAGCAUGUCCACGGCCACCGGCACCCGCAGGAAAACGGAUCACAUGGUCACGGUGCCCUCUGAUCCCGACAACAACGACACGCAGAAGAUUCUCGUCGCCCACUCCGUCUCCGUCAGCCACGAGAUGCAAAACCUGCCGCGAACACCAGACACGGCGGACCACGAGCGCGGCUAUAAUAACGAUCCCGUCACGCAGUCGACGGUCACGGCCUCGGGAACCGAUAGCAGGCCUUUUGAGGCGUCGCGCAUGCCGGCGGCGCCCAAUGUCAGGAAGAUGCUGCUCAUGAACGGAUACCCGAUAGCGUACAUCAUUCUGUGGAUGCCCGGCAUCGCGAACAGGCUGGCGGAGUCGGUUGGAAAGUCUCCGCGAUGGCUGAGCGCCAUGCAGGCCUCAACCCAGUAUAUUGGCCUCAUCAACGCGUUGACGUACGGCUUGAGCGAGCAAAUGCGGCAGGGCGUGUGGAAGAAGUUGAAGGACACCGGUGGUGGAAGAAGAUGA